Tripterygium wilfordii is the source of this 694-nucleotide messenger RNA. RefSeq lists its product as uncharacterized. The record is from RefSeq and is a predicted model, not a curated record. NCBI's taxonomy places the organism in Eukaryota, Viridiplantae, Streptophyta, Magnoliopsida, Celastrales, Celastraceae. Bases 105 to 326 code for a protein of 73 amino acids. The transcript has 4 exons.
CGGUCCACUAGUAUCAUGCGAACCCAAAGACUGAAGCAGAAAACUGAAAACCUGAUCAGACGCCUCGAAUUUUCCUCUCUAAACUCCACAAAGCUUUUCAGAGAAUGCAAACGAAGUUUUUGGAUUGGUACUUGAAGAUAUCUGCUGGGUCAGCUCUUGUUGGGGCUGGCAUGGAAUUUUUCAUGAUUAAGACUGGCUUCUAUGACAAAGUAACUGUCCUGGAGUCGGAGAAGCGGGCUUGGGAGAGCUCUCCCGAAGCUCAGGCAAUGAGAGAAGCUCUGAAUCCAUGGAGAAACCAUGACUCAGAAGCAGCCAAGAAUUCCUAGUAGUUAUAAUGUCGGAGCUUUGCUGUCAUAAAGGAAAAGGUAUGCUGAUCGGCAGAAAAAAUUCAUUGGAAAGGGUGACUUGCACGUAUCUUGUAGACUUCAAAAGCAUGACGGUAGUGCAGAAGUAAUGCUUCCCUUUACUGGUGAGAUUUUGCGUAACAAGGCGAUCACCUUUAACCCCGUCUUUUGCUUAUUUCUGGUGGCAUAACAAGUCGAUACCUGCAUUACCUAUAUCGAACCUGUUUGUAAAUUGGACUGUGUAAUAUGUUCUUGAUAGCAUUAUGGUGAAUCGAAUUGGCAAACUCUAGAUUUUUCAAUAACUGAAUGUAAUGCAGCUAAUUGUAAUAAAUGAUGGGAUUUUCUGAUUA